AUGGCUUCCUCAUCCUCUGCUUCUUCCGUCAUUUCCAUUGAAUCUGAGUCCACUCGAGAGGAUGCAGAGGAGUGGGAUUGCCAAGCUUGGGCAGAGGAUGAUGGAUCCCUGACCAACAGCGAAGACCUCCAGCUCCUCCUUGGAGAGGAACUGGAUGAAGACGAUGAUGAUGACAUGUCCUGGGAGUGGGACUUCUCCACCUCGGAGGAAGAAGUUGAUGACGCAUCAACCGAGAACGACUCGGCUGCAGGGGGCUUUAGCGGUGAUGGCGGCGGAGAUGAUAGCAGCAUCGACGAUGACAGCAGCGACGAUGACAGCGACAUUGGUGCAGCCCCUCCGAUCAAGCGCCGUAAGGUCUUAGGCACCUACUGGUGGUAG
Messenger RNA from Panicum hallii, 378 nucleotides. RefSeq names its product secreted acidic protein 1A-like. The coding region runs from base 1 to 378 and encodes 125 amino acids. Lineage: Eukaryota; Viridiplantae; Streptophyta; Magnoliopsida; Poales; Poaceae. The record is from RefSeq and is a predicted model, not a curated record. The transcript has 2 exons.